CGAAGGCUCCGGUCUGAACGCGCCGGCGUGGUGCGGGAACUGUGCGCACAGCCGGGCCAGGUGGUGGCCCCCGGAGCCCUUCUGGUGAGAUUGGAAGGAUGUAGCCACCCAGUUGUCAUGAAGGGCCUUUGUGCUGAAUGUGGCCAGGACUUAACCCAACUGCAGAGUAAGAAUGGGAAACAGCAGAUGCCACUAUCUACAGCAACUGUGUCCAUGGUCCACAGUGUGCCAGAGUUAAUGGUGAGCUCUGAGCAAGCCGAAAAACUAGGAAAGGAAGAUCAGCAACGACUACAUCGAAACAGAAAACUGGUCCUCAUGGUUGAUUUGGACCAGACUCUAAUCCACACAACAGAGCAGCACUGUCCACAGAUGUCAAACAAAGGCAUUUUUCACUUCCAGCUGGGCCGGGGUGAGCCAAUGCUGCACACCCGGCUGCAUCCUCACUGCAAGGACUUCUUGGAGAAGAUUGCCAAACUGUAUGAGCUGCAUGUCUUCACUUUUGGCAGCCGGCUAUAUGCACAUACCAUCGCAGGCUUUUUAGACCCUGAAAAGAAGCUUUUUUCUCAUCGAAUAUUGUCACGGGAUGAAUGUAUUGACCCGUUUUCUAAAACAGGAAACCUUAAAAAUCUCUUUCCUUGUGGAGACUCAAUGGUUUGCAUUAUUGAUGACCGAGAAGAUGUCUGGAAGUUUGCCCCCAACCUGAUAACUGUGAAGAAAUAUGUGUACUUCCCAGGCACAGGUGAUGUGAAUGCACCCCCUGGGUCCCGGGAAUCUCAGAUGAGAAAGAAAGUAAAUCAUUCUUCUAAAGAUGCUGAUGUCUUGGAACAAGUUCCACCUGUGAAAGACCCUGAGGAAGGCAGACACAUUCCUGGGGUGGAGCAGAGCAAUGGCCUUGGGAAACCUGCUCGAGAGCUAAAUGGUGGUGAGGUUGUGCCAGGGGCUUCUGUUAAGGCAGAUGAGAGGGACUCCUGGCCCCCUGCUCAGGCCCCCUCCUCCAUCAACCCCAGCAAUUGUGUGCUGGCAGAUAUUCCUGAGUCCCAGGCAUCUUGUGAACAGGGUGGUGAGACCUCACCAGGGGCACAGCCCCCUCAGGGGACCUCUGGCACAGAUUUGGAUUUUGACUUGUCCAGUGACAGUGAAAGCAGUGAGUCAGAAGGUCAGAAGUCCUCCUCCAUCUUUGAUGGGGAAAGUGAGGGGAAGAGAGGCCGGGAAAAGGCUCCAGCCACCCAAGAUGGAGCAAGAAUACUGCAGCAGGGAAAUACCCCUGAUACGAGCAGAGGAAAACUUGCAGGAGCUGUGCCCCUUGGAGAGUCUGGGGCUGGAGUCCCUGUAAUCAACAAAGGGCCAGACCUGGACGUGCAGGAGGAGGGUGAGCGAGAUGGCCUCUGUGGGCUGGGCAAUGGCUGUGUGGACAAGAAGGAGGCUGAGACGGAGUCACAGAACAGCGAGCAGUCAGGGAUCACUGCAGGCGAGUCCUUGGACCAGAGUGUAGAGGAGGAAGAGGAGGACACAGACGAUGAUGACCACCUGAUACACCUUGAGGAGAUCCUUGUGCGGGUGCACACUGAUUAUUACACAAAAUAUGAUAGGUACCUCAACAAGGAGCUCGAGGAAGCUCCAGAUAUACGUAAGAUAGUUCCUGAACUCAAGAGUAAGGUUCUGGCGGACGUGACUGUGAUAUUCAGUGGCCUUCAUCCAACGAACUUUCCAGUAGAGAAAACUCGGGAGUACUACCAUGCCACAGCCCUAGGUGCCAAGGUCCUGACCCAGCUGGUAAUGAGCCCUGAUGCUCGUGACAGGGCCACCCAUGUGAUUGCGGCACGGGCUGGCACAGAGAAGGUGCGCCAGGCACAGGAGUGCAGGCACUUGCAUGUGGUCAGCCCUGACUGGCUGUGGAGCUGCCUGGAGCGCUGGGACAAGGUGGAGGAACAACUCUUCCCCCUCGCCGAUGACGAUACCCGGGCAAACAGAGAGAACAGUCCAGCAACUUUUCCUGACAGGCAGAACGUGCUUCCAACCGCCUUAUUUCACCCAACACCCAUCCAUCCCAAGGCCCAGCCUGGUCCCGAGGUCCGAAUCUAUGAUUCCAACACUGGAAAGCUCAUCAGAAUGGGUGUUCAGGGCUCCGUGCCAGGGCCCCCCAGUUCCCUGCCUAUCCACAGGGAGCCCACCUCCUUCAGGUUGAUGACAUCCUUGGAGAAGGCAGUGAUGAGAGUGACAGCGAGAAGAAGAAGCCAGAAGAACAGGAUGAUGACCAGGAAAGGGCACCUCGGCCCAGGAAGCCCAAGGCACCGGGAGCCCACAGGGAACAACCUCUUGGGUCCACCUCAUCCAGUGAGAGGAGUGCUGUAGGCAUCCGCAGUACCAGGUAGAAGACCCAUGUUACA
Messenger RNA from Fukomys damarensis (Damara mole-rat), 2387 nucleotides. RefSeq names its product RNA polymerase II subunit A C-terminal domain phosphatase. Lineage: Eukaryota; Metazoa; Chordata; Mammalia; Rodentia; Bathyergidae. The record is from RefSeq and is a predicted model, not a curated record. Gene Ontology annotation, molecular function: RNA polymerase II CTD heptapeptide repeat phosphatase activity. The coding region runs from base 118 to 2352 and encodes 744 amino acids. The transcript is spliced from 13 exons. Gene Ontology annotation, cellular component: nucleus.